Molecule: messenger RNA, 1326 nt
Organism: Acanthoscelides obtectus
Lineage: Eukaryota; Metazoa; Arthropoda; Insecta; Coleoptera; Chrysomelidae
Source: the annotation of a GenBank genome assembly
UCUAUUAAGCUGUCAACUGUCAAACUAUAAUGGAUGUUCGAAGGUCGUUCUCAUUUUUGAGUGAUAUUUGGCUGUAUUCAAGUAUUUCAUUAGCCCCGAACCAAAUAUUCAUAAAGUUCAGGCAUCGUGUUUGAUAUUUAUCAAUAAAUAAACCAGUGAGCAGCGACAGCGGUCAAAAGCAACCCCGUCUACUUGUGUCAUCUGGGUGAGUAAUCAGUUUGUACACGUGAAUCGCGCAGAAGUUGCAGAAAAUUCCAGGCUGUAUCGCAGGUAGCGACUAUUGCAAUAUGGAAUCGUGGGACGACGAUACUUUCGUGCCCUCAGACGUGCCUGCGCCAACAGUUGCUGUGGUCCCGAACAAAUGGGAAGGCGAGGAUGAAGAUGACGAAGUGAAGGAAAGUUGGGAGGAUGAAGAUGAAGAGAAAGAAGAAAAGAAAAAGGAAGAAAAUUCUAAAACUGAAACAGAAACUAAAAGACCUAAAAAGAAAUCUUUAGCUGAAAGAAUUGCUGAGAAAGAGCGUUUGAAACAAGAAGAAUUAGAAAGACGCCUGAAAGACCAAGAAGAAGACAUUUCCCCUGAGGAGCGCCUCCGAAGGCAGCAAGAGUCCGAUCUGAGCCUGGCGCUAGAGACGACCUUCGCUGCCAAAAACGAAAACUGUACCAUCGGCGAUCUGACAAUGCCCGAAACCAAAGAAGAGUUCGAGACAUUCGCGGAAUCGCUGACAAAGAAACUCAGUCCAUUGACCAAAAGUCCCGAGUAUGUUGGUUUUGUAGAGGACGUAACCAGGAAUUUGUGCGCCAGCAUGUCGUCAUUUGAUAUUAAGAAAAUCAAGAAUGCUGUAGAUAAUUUGUAUCUAGAGAAGCAGAAGAUCGAGAAAGGGGAUAAAGCAAAAAAGAGCAAAGCAAAGAGUAAAGCGAGAAUUAGAGUGGAGGGUGAUUCGCAACUCUCUCAGUUGUCUGCGUACGUGAAUGACUUCGACGACUAUGAUGACUUCAUGUAGCAAAAUGCAGAUAAUUAGGAUUUUUAAUACAUUGGAACAUUUCUGAAUACGAACACGGUAGUUGGUAACAAAUUGAAACAAUGUACAUUUUAUCAUCGCGCCAAUAUAUUUUUGUUUACAUAUUUAUGAACGUUUUUCUUUCACAUUAUUAACAGCGGUUUAUGUUAACGCAAUUUCUAACGUCAGUUGUAUGUAGUAUAUUUCAACUUACUUGAUAUUGUAUGGAGUUGAUGAAGGUUGUUAAUAAAAUUGUAUGAAUAUAUUCUUAUAAUCUUAUUUUUCUAUGAAAGAUCCCGUAAAAAUGGUGAUACGCGUUCACUUCUCG